AUGUAUGGUCUAAAGUAUAUCGACACUUCAACCUACAUACAGCAUCGCAUCACUCAUAGAUACAUUGUGAUUGUUUUCAGAAAUGCUCGUGGUAAAUAUGCCUUGGUCUGCCCUAAGAAGCCAACCCCCAACUCCUCUACUCAAGACCCCUCUCUUAACGCCACGCCACACCGUAACUCACGUAUGAUCCCAGCCCAUCACAACAUCGCCCGUCAUCAUGACUUCCAAGGCUCCUCAACAACGCCAGUGGACGGCCAUGCUGCUUUCUUGCCGCGUGUCCAGAAAACCAGAGCGGCAGCCCUCUCGAUAAGUCAGUUUGGAGAUGCCGCCAUGGGCGGGUACGAAACACCGCCGACUUCGACCUUGGGCUCGCAUGCACAGCGGUCAGCAUCAGGGAUAGUGUCCAUGACAGACGGGAUGUGGCUGCCGCAACCCCACCAAGAGGUCUUGUCUGAAGAGAUUAUCAGCACUGAUAGCAAUGCAUAG
Molecule: messenger RNA, 486 nt
Organism: Fusarium poae
Lineage: Eukaryota; Fungi; Ascomycota; Sordariomycetes; Hypocreales; Nectriaceae
Exons: 1
Coding region: 1-486 (161 amino acids)
Source: RefSeq, a predicted model, not a curated record